Molecule: messenger RNA, 1161 nt
Organism: Chenopodium quinoa (quinoa)
Lineage: Eukaryota; Viridiplantae; Streptophyta; Magnoliopsida; Caryophyllales; Amaranthaceae
Exons: 4
Coding region: 63-776 (237 amino acids)
Biological process (GO): defense response
Cellular component (GO): chloroplast
Source: RefSeq, a predicted model, not a curated record
CUCAUCCAUUUUCUAUUCUUUUAUCUCUCCAAAUAAAAUUCCAAAAACACCAAAAAUUUAAAAUGACAGUAUUGUUACCAGGCUCUCCCUUGAGCUGCCAUUUCUCAAUUCUUCCUUGUGUUAAAAAAGGUUAUUCAUUUUCUUAUAAAACGUCAACUUCUUUCAGUUUUCCGCCAUUAAAGGGUAGCUUCAGAAUCCAUGGAAGCUCAGAUAAUCUCGACACACCCACAACUGGUGAACAACAACAACAAGAAGAACAGAAUUUGCAAAUUAACAAUUUAGAGGAGAAAGAAAAUGAAAUCAGGGGUUCUUCUGCUUCCACUUCUACUUCUACUGCUGCUCCUGCAAUUGAGAAAGACAUAAAAAAGGUAGUAAACAAGGCAGCUGCAACCUUUGCUCCUAGGGCUUCUACAGCUUCCAAAAAUCCUGCUGUGCCAGGAAGUACAUUGUACUCAGUUUUUGAGAUCCAGGGAUAUGCAUCUAUGCUUCUGGGCGGAGUUCUCUCCUUCAAUCUUGUAUUCCCUUCAAAUGAGCCAGACAUAUGGCGAUUAAUGGGCAUGUGGUCCAUUUGGAUGUUCACAAUUCCUUCACUUCGUGCCCGAGAUUGUUCAAACAAAGAAAAAGAAGCACUCAACUAUCUUUUCCUCCUCAUUCCAUUGCUAAAUGUUAUAAUCCCAUUCUUUUGGAAGUCCUUUGCUGUUGUUUGGUCUGCAGAUACCGUUGCCUUCUUUUUGAUGUAUGCUUGGAAGUUGAGGUGGUUGCAGAAAAUAGAGUAAGGUUGCCAUCUUGGGUUGUCUUGGACUCUUGGAGAAAGUAUAUGCUGUACAAGAAGUAUUAAUUUUGAUUUGAUAUUGUACACAAUAUGUUCAAAACUUUCAAGGAAGCUGGAAACUCUAGUGAAGGAAAGACUAAGAUGCUUAGAAGCCAGACAGAGUUACACUAAUUGAAGUUAUUGAUUUGAUGCAAUCAAUUACUCCCAUUCGUUACGUGUAUGAACGGUGUUUUAAUGUUGUACGCGGAUUUUUAAUAGCAAUUGUAUUGGUAUUUAGUUAUUUACUCCGCAUAAAAUUAUAAUUGUUACUGUAUUUUAUACCUGUUUUGUUAAAUAGUAUAGGGACAUGGCUAAAUGGCUUAAAUGAUAGAUUUCCUAGUUCCAUCCUA